CAACAGAAUCGCGGUGAUCGCUCAUUCAACUCGACCUCUCCCGAUCCGAACGCCCUGCGCCCGUCUCGACUCCUCCUCCCAAGAUUCCCAUCCGUUUCGCGCUCCCCAAACAAAAAUGACUGGUCGUGGCGGUGGCGGCGGUCGCCGAGUUCUCCUCCCUCCCAUUAACUUCAUCUUCAAGCUUCUUCAAUCACAUGCGAAAGUGAGCGUGUGGCUGUACGAGCAGCUUUCCAUCCGCAUCGAGGGAACUAUCAGGGGUUUCGACGAGUUCAUGAACCUCGUCAUCGAUGACGCCGUCGAGGUCCGACAAGUGACCAAGACCAACGACAAGGAGACUCGACGAUCAUUAGGCCAGAUUCUGUUGAAGGGUGACAACGUGUCGUUGAUCCAGAGUUUGUCGGGCUGAGGGGGCAUUGGAAUCUGGGAGGGCGAGGCGUAACGGCCCAAAAGGACAAGAGCUUUAGAUCAUGGAAGGAAUAUCAAGCCAAUUGGCUUAUUGCGGCGCAGGAGGCGCUGCUGGGACACCUCAAACAAACAUGUUUAGCACAAGGUCGUCGUUGCCGGAGACAGCUGGGUAGUACAGGACUGCAGCUCAGUCGGCGGUUCCGUACCCCCUCCAAGUGGGCAUCUUUGCGCAAAGAAGACUUCCAUCUAUUUCCACGCGUUUUAAUUUCUCUGAUCUACUGAUGUCUCUGCAAACGUUACCAUGAAGUCAGUCAAUGCAGUGUUGGUGGAGGGUAGCGGUUCAUUGCAACACCAGGUUCGCCAGCUCAUGCUUCCUCACUAGAUGCCCAACCCCAAUUUUGGACCGUUCGCGGCCGCUCCAGGUAGACGUAUGGUGUCGUGAAUGGC
This is a messenger RNA of Ilyonectria robusta, 852 nucleotides long. RefSeq lists its product as uncharacterized. Gene Ontology annotation, biological process: mRNA splicing, via spliceosome; spliceosomal snRNP assembly. The transcript is spliced from 5 exons. Gene Ontology annotation, molecular function: RNA binding. Gene Ontology annotation, cellular component: precatalytic spliceosome; U2 snRNP; U1 snRNP. The record is from RefSeq and is a predicted model, not a curated record. Lineage: Eukaryota; Fungi; Ascomycota; Sordariomycetes; Hypocreales; Nectriaceae. The coding region runs from base 116 to 406 and encodes 96 amino acids.